AUGGAUACAAGUGGCUACUUUAGCCCAGAUGGAAUGUCAGACACCAGCAGCAGCUAUGGGCUCUCUGUAGGAGGACAAUCUCAGGGUUUGGACUCUCCUACUGCACUGCUUGGAUUUCCUGAUACCAGUGAAAAGUUGUUUGCAGACAGUCCACCUUCCAUGAGCGAGGACUCUGGCAUGCAGUGUGUGCUCAGGUCUGUCCCCAAGCGACUAUGCCUAGUGUGUGGAGACACGGCCUCAGGAUAUCAUUAUGGAGUGGCUUCAUGUGAGGCCUGCAAAGCAUUCUUCAAACGCACAAUACAAGGUAACAUAGAAUACAGUUGUCCUGUGGUUAAUGACUGUGAAAUUACCAAGCGGCGGAGGAAGUCUUGUCAAGCCUGUCGCUUCCGCAAGUGCCUGAAAGUUGGGAUGAUGAAGGAAGGGGUGAGGUUGGAUCGGGUUCGAGGUGGGAGACAAAAGUACAGACGACCAGUGGAAGCUGAAGCUCCAGACCCCUGCAGCUUUCUCAACACCCAUCACUCACUAUCUGGAAAGAAGACAACAAAUAAAGUGGUGUCACAUUUGGUUUUGGUCGAACCCGGAGAAAUAUUUGCCAGCCCUGACCUCAACCUUCCAGACAGCGACCUGCGAACACUGACUACACUGUGUGAGCUAAUCAAUCGCGAGCUUCUUGUCACCAUUGGCUGGGCCAAGCAUGUUCCAGGUUUCUCUGUCCUUUCCCUGGUAGAUCAAAUGGCUCUUCUGCAGAGCGCUUGGAUGGAAGUCUUGAUCCUGGGCAUCGUCUAUCGCUCUCUAGAGCUGGACAAUGAGCUGGCAGUUGCGGAGAACUUCUUGUUGAGUAGGGAAGAAUGCCGUAGCUCUGGCCUCUUGAACCUUCAUUCUGUACUUCUCCAGCUAGUCAGGAAAUAUCGGAAGACAAAGUUAGACAAAGAAGAAUUUGUCACACUAAAAGCCAUGGCUCUCGCCAAUUCAGAUUCCAGCAGCAUCGAGAAUGUGGAGGCUGUCCUGAACCUACAAGAUCGUCUUCACGAGGCCCUUCAGGACUAUGAGAGGGAGCACCAUGCCGAGGAUCCACACCGUUCUGGUAAACUCCUCAUGACCUUGCCGCUACUCCGCCAGACGGCAAAUGAAGCUGUGCGCACUUUCUGCCAGAUGAGACUGGAGGGGAGAAUCCCGAUGCACAAACUUUUCCUGGAAAUGUUGGAGGCCAAGAUGUGA
This is a messenger RNA of Staurois parvus, 1218 nucleotides long. The record is from the annotation of a GenBank genome assembly. Lineage: Eukaryota; Metazoa; Chordata; Amphibia; Anura; Ranidae.